ACCCUCUCUCUCCUCUCUCUCUCUCCUCUCUCUUUUUCUUUAAUUUUUCUCGAAACCCCAUUUGCAUACACACACAAUUUAACAUAAAUAACAAUAAAAAAUAGCACUUCAUUCAAAAAAAUUCUAUCUUUUUUCCUUUUUCUCCUUAAAAAAGCCUUUUUUUUUUGGCACUGUAAUGGAAUUGUGAAGAUUUAUACAUAUUUUUUUAGUAUCACUAAACUGUUUGACUAUGCAAUCUUCAAAAAUUCACACUUUGUCUUCUUCACUACAACUCUUCUCCCUUUUCUCUCUCUGCUCUUUUCAUGGCUAUGGGUGGUGGUGUUGUUGAAGUGAUUAAGAGCAAGGGUUGUUCAAGACUAUUUGUUGGGAUUUCUUCUCCAUUGAAUUCUUUUAAAGGUCUUCAACCAGUUGAGCCACCAAUGUCCCCUGCUUCCUCCUCUGUUGGGUCUGAACGAGUUGUUCUCAGAUCAACUGGACCUUUUAAUGGUCUUGUUAUAUGCGUUACUGGACUUUCCAAAGAAGCAAGAAAUCAAGUAAAGGAAGCAACUGAAAGAUUAGGUGGGCAGUACAGUCCUAAUUUGCAUCCACAAUGUACUCAUUUGGUGGUUCAAAGUUUUGGUGGACGCAAGUUUGAGCAUGCUUCGAAACAUGGAUCAAGGAAUGGUCUCUUUAUUGUUACACUUGGAUGGUUUGUAGAUAGCGUAAGGAAGAACGUUAGGCUUAGUGAAUCGCUUUAUAGGAUCAAAAGCAUUGGGGAAAAUAAGGCUUUGGAUGAUUGGAAUCGGCUUAAUGGCUUCACCGGUGCUGAGAACUCUUGCCUACCUGCUGGAGUUCGUGGAACAUUGCACUCCGAGACUAGUGAAGAACAACAUGGACGGUUUUCUGGGAGAGCCUCCGAGAGAAAUGAUGACUACGCUCUAUCCGGUCACUCCUUGUAUAUCGAUUUGGAUAUUUCAACCGAGCUUAGGAAUAAGGUUAUCGAGGCUGCUAGUAGAGAAGGUGCCACAUUUGUAGAUAAGUGGUUCGCCGGUUGCCAUGCCAGUCAUGUUGUGUGUGAAGGAUCUUCACUCCGGAGAUAUCUUGGCCACACUACCAAUCUUGUUACUCCACUUUGGGUUCUGAAAACAGCCAAGGAAAAGUAUGAGCAAAGGCUUGUGCAUAUGUCAACUGAUUUGGCCAGGCAAGUCAAUCUAAUGCUUGAAGAUUUUCACAAUGGCAUUGCAAAGGAGGUAUCGAAAACGAUUAAUAUCCCUGAAGAUGUUCCAACUUUUGCAAGUAAACCAAGUUUUGUAGAAAGGCAACAGAUUGCAAAUUCUGCUAAAAAUGGAGUCAGAAAUCGCCGUGGUCGUCGAAUGCAGACUUGUCAAACCCCGAUGCGUCCAAUAACUCCUACAACUCUUCUCGAUUCGAUUUCCUGGUCAAUAUCUGAGCCAACUUCUACAGUUUCUAUUUACACCGAUUCUUUCAGCGCUGGAGAUGGCAGCGAACAACAUACACCUCAAUUCUUUGAUGCAAAAGGAGAUGGCAAAGAUUCCGAAGCUUCCUUUGCAAAUUUGACUCGGCCUCUCACCGAAAGUGAGAAAUCUGAAGUGAUAUUCAAGAACAAUUUUCUCACCGUGUUGUUUCCCGUUGAUCGAUUUUCUGAGAUGGGGCCGUCUUCAAGAACAUUUUUCAGUGAUGAUGGCUUCACUUGCUUGCAGGUGUUGGAUCAUAUACAUGCAUUUUAUCAGGAAAACAUGUCAGUUCAUGAAAUAACAGCUGCAAUCCACACAGACUCGAGGCAUGCUGACCGCCUUCGAGCAAUCUACUCGAGUAAAGAAACAACAGAGAAGGGCUAUGUGAUAUUCAAACGCGUGGAGUUUUUAGGGAGUCGAAGAAGUUUCGAAAUGUUGAAGCGUGUUAAUGGAGACAAUAACAGUAAUGUUUAUGAGCUUUUGAUCAGAGCAUGAGAUGAUUGGAGAAUGAGCCUUAUUUUGGGUGCAACAAGACAUGUUUGAAGAACACCAUUUGUUUUUGUUUUUUCAAUACUAGAUGGCCUACCAAGCUAUGGAGUACAAAUGUUUAAGUGUGCCAUACAUAUAUAUAUAUAUGAUAUAUUCUUGUAAUACAUAUAUGUAAAGAUUAAUUGUGAAUAAGUCAGAUCUUUUGUUUGCUGUGAGUUAAUUCUUUCAAGGGGAAAAUAGAAAAAAGUAGUGUUCUUAGUUA
This is a messenger RNA of Cannabis sativa, 2205 nucleotides long. RefSeq lists its product as uncharacterized. The record is from RefSeq and is a predicted model, not a curated record. Lineage: Eukaryota; Viridiplantae; Streptophyta; Magnoliopsida; Rosales; Cannabaceae. The coding region runs from base 303 to 1949 and encodes 548 amino acids. The transcript is spliced from 11 exons.